AUGAUCUUCACUGAUGGUGCAGCUGCUUCACUGAAGGGUGUGUUUGAGGUCUUAUCAGAAUUCACAAGUAUCUCCGGUCUGGUGAUAAACCCUUCUAAGUCCUCUAUCUUCAUGGCUGGCCGUAUUAGUCAACUUUUUAGAGACGAGGUUCAACGCCUAGGCAUUCCUACUGAAUCUCUUCCUGUGAGAUACCUUGGUCUCCCGCUUACCACGAAGACAAUGACCAAAGCAGACUAUGAGCCUUUGAUUGAUCAGAUUCGCACGCGUAUGGUGUCAUGGUCAAGCCGAUCUCUUUCUUAUGCGGGUCACUUGCAGCUUUUUCGAACAGUCAUUGGUAGUAUAACAAACUUCUGGUGCUCUGUGUUUCGGCUUCCCAAGAGGUGUCUAAAUACCAUCGAAGGGAUGUGUGCCACAUUUUUUUGGUCUUGUUCGCCACACACGCAUACGAAGGCAAAGGUCGCUUGGGAUGAUGUCUGUAGACCUAAGGACGAAGGAGGUUUAGGCAUUCGACGUCUUACAGACACUUCAAGAGUGCUCGCGCUUAGCUUGAUCUGGAGAUUACUCACGAACUCUGGUUCUUUGUGGGUAGCUUGGACGAAGGCUUAUCUGUUGCGUACUCACAGCUUCUGGGACGUUAACGAUAAGUAUGCAGGAUCUUGGAUAUGGCGUAAACUGUUGAAACUUAGGGACCAAGCUGCAUAUUUUCUCCGGUCUGAGAUAGAGAAUGGCAAAGCCACCUUAUUCUGGUUUGAUAACUGGCUUCAGGUUGGAAGACUUUUCAACAUCACAGGUGCUUCAGGAACACAAGUCUUGGGUAUCUCCCGCUACGCGACGGUCUCAGAAGCGGCCUCUGGUGGACAAUGGAACAUUCGUUGGUGUCGUGGCUAUCACCUAUGGGUGAUGAUAGCCUGCAUCAACUCUGUUUCAGCUCCGGCGGAGGACGCGGCUGCUGAUCUUCAUCUAUGGCGCCACGGAGAUGAGGAUUACAAACCAACCUUCUCGAGUAAAGCAACUUGGGAACAGCUUCGGGAUAGACUGUCGAGGGGAGCGAAAAACAGAGCUUGGGGUUGCGUGCAACCGUGUCUCCUCUGUGGUGAACCGGACGAAACUCGUGACCACUUGUUCUUCGCUUGCGCUUACUCAUUUACAUUAUUGAUUGAUCUAGUAGGAUUCCUAUUGGGUUCUCGUGUGAAUCCCGACUGGACUAUCACCGUCACAUCUCUUCUAUCUCAUCGCAGGAGGGAGAUUGAUACAUGUCUCCUGAAGCUUGCUCUCCAAGCUAGCAUCCAUAGUAUUUGGCAUGAGAGGAACAGCAGGCGCCAUCAAGGUACUCCUCUCAGCGUGGGUCAAAUGGUUCGAUACAUUGACAAGACAAUUAGGAACAGGAUAUCCUCUCCGUGA
This is a messenger RNA of Brassica oleracea var. oleracea, 1401 nucleotides long. RefSeq lists its product as uncharacterized. The coding region runs from base 1 to 1401 and encodes 466 amino acids. The transcript is spliced from 2 exons. Lineage: Eukaryota; Viridiplantae; Streptophyta; Magnoliopsida; Brassicales; Brassicaceae. The record is from RefSeq and is a predicted model, not a curated record.